UGCCGUGAGGCGGCUCUAGCCGCCCGCAGGAGCCGCUUUGUCCGCCCGCCCUGCCCUGCCCUGCCCUGCCCGGGGGCUUCAUGCCCGCCUGAAGCGGGGUGAUGGAGGCGGUGGGCGACUUUGAGUACAGCAAGAAGGACCUCAUCGGGCACGGCGCCUUCGCCGUCGUCUUCAAGGGUCGUCACCGCAAGAAAACUGAUUGGGAGGUAGCCAUAAAGAGCAUUAACAAAAAGAACUUGUCAAAGUCACAAAUUCUGCUUGGGAAAGAAAUAAAAAUCUUGAAGGAACUUCAACACGAGAACAUUGUAGCUCUCUACGAUGUCCAGGAAAUGCCUAAUUCUGUCUUUUUGGUAAUGGAGUACUGCAAUGGUGGGGAUUUGGCAGAUUACUUGCAAGCUAAAGGAACUCUUAGUGAAGACACCAUCCGAGUGUUCCUGCAGCAGAUCGCAGCAGCUAUGCGGAUUCUGCACAGCAAAGGAAUCAUUCAUAGAGACCUUAAACCCCAGAACAUUUUGUUGUCUUAUGCAAGUCGUAGGAAGUCAAGUGUCAGUGGCAUACGCAUCAAAAUAGCUGACUUUGGUUUUGCUCGUUAUCUGCAUAGCAACAUGAUGGCUGCAACCCUGUGUGGUUCCCCUAUGUAUAUGGCCCCUGAAGUGAUUAUGUCUCAACACUAUGAUGCCAAGGCAGACCUGUGGAGCAUAGGAACUGUGAUUUAUCAAUGUCUUGUUGGAAAACCACCUUUUCAGGCCAAUAGUCCUCAAGACUUGAGAAUGUUCUAUGAAAAGAACAGGAAUUUGAUUCCUAGUAUUCCUCGGGAAACAUCAGCUUAUCUGGCUGACCUGCUGUUGGGUUUGCUUCAGAGAAACCAAAAAGAUAGGAUGGACUUUGAAGCAUUUUUCAACCACCCUUUCCUGGAUCAGGUUUCAACGGUCAAAAAGUCUUGUCCUGUACCAGUGCCCACGUACACAGGCUCAGUCUCUGGCAGUUCCUGUGGUAGUUCUCCUUCGUGUCGUUUUGCUUCUCCUCCAUCUCUGCCAGACAUGCAGCAUAUUCAAGAAGAAAACUUGUCUUCUCCUCCAUUGGGUCCUCCUAACUAUCUUCAAGUGUCUAAAGACUCUGCCAGUACCAGUAGCAAGAACUCCUCUUGUGACACAGAUGACUUUGUUCUUGUCCCCCACAACAUCUCUUCAGAUCACUCAUAUGAUAUGCCAUUGGGAGCAGCUGGCAGGCGGGCUUCAAGCGAGUUCUUGAUGUGUGGAGGGCAGUCACCCUUAACUAUUUCUGGAAGCUCAGGAACUGUACAGAAACCAUCCUCUGCCUCAUCUCGAAGUACUGCUUCUGGUACAGCUAACAGGCAUUGCCAGCCUUCGGUGUCGCCCCGCAGCGAAACGGCRCCCAUUCCCGUUCCCACCCAGCUGCGGAAUUACCAGCGCAUCGAGCAGAACCUCUCUUCCACUGCCAGCCCCCUGUCAAACCCCCACGGGUCUCCGAGAGCCGCGGCUGUGAGGCGCUCCAAUACCAGCCCCAUGGGCUUCGUGAAGCCGGGCUCCUGUUCGCCGGUACCAGCAGACACCGCUCAGGCUGUUGGGCGCAGGUUGUCCGCAGGAUCUUCCAGACCGUAUUCUCCAUCACCACUAGUUGGAACCAUACCUGAGCAGCUCGGACACUGUUGCUGCGGGCAGCUUCAGGGACAUGAAUCAAGGAGCAGAAACUUUUCAGGUUCUCCGAUAGCACCGUCCCAGUCUCCACAGUCGCUUUUGAUGGGAGCUAGGUUGCAGAGUGCUCCUACUCUCACAGAUAUCUAUCAAAACAAGCAGAAGCUCAGAAAGCAACAUUCAGACCCAGUGUGCCCAUCCUAUGCUGGGUAUGGAUAUGGCCAUUCACCACAGCCAAGCAGGCCGGGCAGCCUGGGGACGUCACCCACCAAACACACGGGAUCGUCACCUCGGAGCUCAGACUGGCUGUUCAAAAAUCCCUUGCCCACAAUCAUUGGCUCUCCUACUAAGGCAACAGCUCCUUUCAAAAUCCCGAAAACUCAGGCGUCCUCAAACUUGCUGGCCCUGGCGAGCCGCCAGGGACCAGUAGAUGCCCCUUUGCAGCCUAAAGACAUCACGGACCCGAGGGAUUUCACCCACUUCCACUCAACGCAAGGGAAUGAGAAGCUGACAGUAGAACAGCACGGCAAAGCUGCGUUUGGCAGAUCUGUCAGUACUGGGAAGUUAUCGGAUCAACAAGUAAAGACCACCCUUGGUGGCCAGUUAUAUCAAGGCAGCACAGACAGCCUCAAUACAGAGCGGCCAAUGGAUACAGCUCCUGCAGGGGCCUGUGGAAUUGCAAUGGCACCUCCUUCCAUGGGGAGCGGGGCAAGUUCUCGGGCUGUCCUCUUUACUGUUGGCUCCCCUCCAAGCAGCACCACCCCUCCUACCUGCACCCAUAUGGUCCUCAGAACSAGAACCACCUCGGUUGGAUCAAACAGUUCUGGAGGGUCUCUCUGCUCUACUAGUGGCCGUGUAUAUAUGGGCUCCCCUCCUGGUAUUUAUAUGGGUUCUUCUCCUCCGGGGGCCGAGGCAGCUCCGAGUCUGAAGUACAUGCCUUAUGGUACUUCGCCUCCCAGCUUAGAGGGCUUUAUCACUUUUGAAGCUCCAGAAUUGCCUGAGGAAACUUUAAUGGAGAGAGAACAUACGGACACGCUGCGUCAUCUAAACAUGAUGCUGACGUUUACGGAAUGUGUUCUGGAUCUGACAGCCGUGCGAGGAGGAAACCCAGACCUGUGCACUUCUGCAGUUUCCCUCUACCAGAUCCAGGAGAGCAUAGUUGUGGAUCAGAUCAGCCAGCUGAGCAAGGAGUGGGGACAAGUAGAGCAGCUGGUGUUGUAUAUGAAAGCUGCCCAGUUACUAGCAUCUUCUCUGCAUCUUGCCAAAGCACAGGUCAAAUCGGGGAAGCUGAACCCAUCCACUGCUGUUAAGCAAGUUGUGAAAAGCCUCAAUGAGCGAUACAAAUUCUGUAUUGGUAUGUGCAAGAAACUAACAGAAAAGUUGAAUCGUUUCUUCUCGGAUAAGCAGAGGUUCAUUGAUGAAAUCAACAGUGUAACUGCAGAGAAACUCAUCUAUAACUGUGCAGUAGAAAUGGUUCAGUCAGCAGCUCUGGAUGAGAUGUUUCAGCAAACUGAAGAUAUUACAUAUCGAUACCACAAAGCAGCCUUGCUGCUGGAAGGACUGACUAAAAUACUGCAGGACCCUGCAGAUAUAGAAAACGUACACAAAUAUAAAUCUAGCAUCGAGCGAAGGCUUUCUGCACUUUGCUAUAGCACAGUGGCUGUGUAUGAGCAGUAGGAACAUCCCGAGGACCAGAUGGUGUGAACAGAAGGGACCACAUCAGUGAUACUGCACUUUUUUCACUACAGCUUAAUUGUUGUCCUUGUUCUGCCCCAUGUGGAAGAUUAUUAUUACAUUUCUGUGGUGACUACCAAAGAAACAGCAGCAUAUUCAAAGAGGAGAAAUUCCCAAAGUACACUUGUAGAAAACCUGCCUUAUUGAUCCAGCAGCAUUUUUUCCCCCCUAGCAGCAGAGUUUAAGAGCAUCUGUCUUCACAUUUCACACUGAUUCUUGUGCGUGUGCUUUGACUUGAAUGACAGGGGCUCAUCCCCCAUGAAGUGUAUAGAAAGGAUCCUUCUGCAUCAGGUACAAAAAGACAUUUUCCCUCAGAAGAUUCCCUCGGUUCCUUGUGGAAGUAUUUUUUAAUUCUCAUUAAGAGGUGGCUGAGUGAAUUUGGGAAACCUGAACCACGUGCAAGUUGCUGUURGCGCUUUUGGAGUUAAGCUGGCCUGGAUCUGUGCUAUACUGCAAACCUGGCUCAGCCUGACGUGAGGGGAUGGUGAGGAAGCACUUUUUUACACGGUGGAAAGUUGGUAAUGGAAGAAAAUGCGCUCCAUGUGUGCAGAAUCCCAGUGGGUUUUCAGCUGAUGUGGAUACAGUUUGAUGAUCUUCUUCCAAAACACUGUUUUGCACUAAUUUACUAAAGCAACUGUAUAUUCAUUUUUGAAGAACUGUAUAAAAGACAAAGAAGGCACAACGGACUUGGCUGAAUUUCAUUUCAGUGUAUAUAAAAUUCUUCUAAGAAUUUCAAAUGUAGCUUCUAGAAGUCUUUCAGACAAACUGUAAAAACUUGUAUUCAUGUGAACCUUUCCAUUUUAUACCUGUUUGUCUAAUACUUGAGUAACUACUGCUCUGGACUUUCUCAGUGAUAGAAAUGCUUUGAGUUGCUGGUUGUUUGCUGCUUACAUAGGUUUGGUUGCAUCUUUUGUUGUGCAUGCAAUAUGUGCAUUAAUGCCUGCAGUCCCUAGGGUGUAAUGACAGUUCUCUGUAGUUCGUUGCUCGGGCAGUAUUACAACAAAUACUGUAAAAUGAGAGGAGCCGUGUAAAAACAGGAAAGAAGGGAAAAAAAAUGGAUUGGGGAUGCUGAUGCAUUGACGUAGAAUUUCUACCUGUGGCAGGUGAGAAAUCGGGAUUGGUUUGUGUGCUUUUUGGAGGAGAGGUGGGAAGCUUCAUUUAGCCUUAUAGGCAUUAUUAUUUUGAGCAUCCCAUGAGAUCAUCGGGACAGUUUUGCAAAGUAUUUAGGCAGAUCAGCUUCUCUGGAAAUGGUUCCUAUACUUUAUUUUUGGGACUCUUUUGUUACUCAGCUGCUUGAAUACUUGAAUAAACCAUUCUCCAGGACAAAAUCAUUUUAAUCCUCUUAAACACAGUGGUCUGAACUAUUUGACAAAACUGUACAGGGCUUACACAUCAACAUAUUGUUUCAGUGUUCGGAUAACCAUGUGUUUCCUUUACUUUGACAGAGUAAUGUACUUUUUACCUUAUUUAUCUGUAUGAAAUUCCAACAGUUAAUUUGAAAUUGUUUAUAUAAUGUUUGUACUUUUAAGUCUUUAAUACGGUGUUUCUACC
Messenger RNA from Nothoprocta perdicaria, 4940 nucleotides. RefSeq names its product unc-51 like autophagy activating kinase 2 (gene ULK2). Gene Ontology annotation, biological process: axon extension; peptidyl-serine phosphorylation; positive regulation of autophagy. Gene Ontology annotation, cellular component: autophagosome; cytoplasm. Lineage: Eukaryota; Metazoa; Chordata; Aves; Tinamiformes; Tinamidae. Gene Ontology annotation, molecular function: protein serine/threonine kinase activity; ATP binding. The record is from RefSeq and is a predicted model, not a curated record. The coding region runs from base 102 to 3332 and encodes 1076 amino acids. The transcript is spliced from 28 exons.